AUGUCUUCAUCACAGGUAAACCUAGAAGAAUGUCGAAUUCCACUUAAGGAGAUCAUGCGGGCCACACAAAACUUCAGUUCACACAAUUGGGUCGGAGAUGGUGGAUUUGGUAGCGUGUACAGAGGACAACUCUCUGAACGCUGGAAAAACCACUUAGUAGCAAUCAAACGCCUUGAUCGUAAUAGUUAUCAAGGAAGCAUCGAGUUCACUAAAGAAGUCAACUUGGUUUCAAGUUUUAACCAUCCAAACAUCAUCCAAUUCGUUGGCUACUGUGACGAUGCAAACGAAAAAAUUAUAGUUUUCAAGUAUGCUAGUAACAGUAGCCUUGAUCGACACCUCGGUGACCCAGAGAAAAGACGUAUUCUAACAUGGGAACAACGCCUUAAGAUAUGUUUGGGGGCAGCAAGAGGAGUCAAGUACCUUCACUCGGGUGUUGAGGAGCACAACAGAAUAAUUCAUCGAGAUUUCAAGAGUGCAAAUAUAUUGUUAGAUGAUAAUCUGGAAGCCAAAAUAUGUGAUUUUGGUUUGUCAUUAUUAUCUCCAAGAAAUCAAGGAGACACACAUGUCCGGACAAUUAAAGAUUGCUGUGGGAUGAUGGCUUAUCAUGCAACGCGUUUUGAAGAUACUAAGGAACUAUAUCUGAUCGACCUCGUCCGAAGCUACUAUGAUGAUCAUGGACUCAUUGACGGACUUCAAAAGUUAAUAGAUCCCACUAUCAGAGCUCAAAUUGAUAUGAGUUCCUUUGAAAAAUUUAAUGAAAUUGCACAUGACUGCAUUAACUUGGAUGUAAGGAAACGCCCUACGGUGGAUAGGAUCAUCAAGACUAUAGCGGAAGCAUUGAAUAUUCAAAGCUUCCAGCUAGAUAUAGAGAGUGGUAAAAAGUGCUAUAUGUUGGGAGCAAAGGAGCUAUCAAUUCGAUGGAAAGAUGAUCCCCAGUUAUGGGAAUGGGAACACGCACCUGAAUCAAGGUUUCCAGAGGUCUGUAUACUUAAAGAGCUAUACUGGCUUUCCAUCCAUGGCAAAAUAGCAUCUGUAAUGCUGUCACCAAAUAGUACAUAUAAUGCGGAUGCGUGUAGAGCUGCCUCCCUCUCCAAAGGAUUCAAUUCAGCAGCAGAAUCCAACGCCGUUUGGCAGGAGUUUCUGCCACAGGAUUACCGUGAAAUCAUUAGCCGGAGGAUGUUUUUUCCGUUGAGUUUGGGCUCUAAAAAGCGACUGUACCUCUUAUUGUCAAACUCACAUAUCCUCCUCCACCCUGGCAAUUUGAGCUUCCAGUUAGAUAAGGAGAGUGGGAAGAAGUGUUAUAUGUUAGGAGCAAAGGAGCUAUCAAUUACAUGGCAACAUGACACUCAAUACUGGGAAUGGACACAUAUACCAGAAUCAAGGUUCCCGGAAGUGUGCAUACUUAAACAAGUUUGUUGGCUUUCAAUCCACGGAAGAAUAGUAGCUGGGAUGUUGUCCCAAAACAGUACAUAUGAUGCGUAUCUUGUCUUUCGAACUACUGAGGAUUCCAUAGGACUUUCCGUGCCAGCAAAAACAAGGUUAAGUUUUGGUGGGUCAAAAAUGGAAACUGAAAAUGUUUAUCUUCAAAGGCCACAUCAUGUGCAAGAAAACUAUGUGUUUCCUCAUAAGAGGAAGGAUGGGUGGAUGGAGAUCAAACUGGGAGAAUUUGAUUACAAUGAAGGAGAUAACGGGAAGGUUGAGAUGGCGUAUGAGGAGAUCAAGUUGGGACACUGGAAGAAGGGUCUUAUCGUGGAGGGUAUCGAGCUGCGGCCUAAAUAA
Molecule: messenger RNA, 1779 nt
Organism: Lactuca saligna
Lineage: Eukaryota; Viridiplantae; Streptophyta; Magnoliopsida; Asterales; Asteraceae
Source: the annotation of a GenBank genome assembly